Molecule: messenger RNA, 4744 nt
Organism: Conger conger (European conger)
Lineage: Eukaryota; Metazoa; Chordata; Actinopteri; Anguilliformes; Congridae
Gene: gigyf2
Product: GRB10 interacting GYF protein 2
Exons: 29
Coding region: 211-4248 (1345 amino acids)
Biological process (GO): insulin-like growth factor receptor signaling pathway
Cellular component (GO): vesicle; membrane; perikaryon
Molecular function (GO): protein binding
Source: RefSeq, a predicted model, not a curated record
GGAACUAGAGUUGCUCUAUGGGGGUCCAGCCUAUCGAAGCCAUAUGCCUAUAAACCCAGUCUCAAUGAAAGAAUAGGCAUAGUAAAUUGUAUAUGGGCCAUAUUUCUUACAAUAUUGCAUAUGAAAUGAUGUAUAUAAAGUGUUCAUGCUAGCGGUACCUGUUUGAAAUAUAUAUUUUGGAAUUAGAUCAGUGUUUGAAGACAGUUCAAGAUGUUUAAAUGUAGUUUUUUUCCUUUGCUUGAAGAAUUUCAAGGAACAAUGGCAGAAACCCAGACGCUGAACUUUGGACCUGAAUGGCUCCGCGCCCUGUCCGGCGGGGGCAGCGGCAGCAGCGUCGCCUCCCCUCCCCUCUCUCCGGCGCUGCCCAAGUACAAGCUUGCGGAGUACCGCUACGGCAGAGAGGAGAUGCUAGCACUUUAUGUAAAGGAUAACAAGAUUCCUCUAGACCUGCACGAUAAGGAGUUCCUCCCUAUUUUACAAGAGGAGCCCCUGCCGCCGUUGGCACUCCUGCCAUUUACAGAAGAGGAACAGAGAAACUUCUCCAUGUCUGUGAACAGCGCAGCUGUGCUGCGGCUAACGGGACGGGGAGUUGGGCCGGUGGUGGGGGCACCGAGGGGCCGAAGUUCCUCGCGGGGUCGAGGUCGAGGCCGAGGAGAAGGAGGCUUUUACCAAAGAAGCUUUGAUGACGGUGAGGGAGGGUUUGGUCGUGGAGGGAGAGAGAUGCACCGCUCACAGAGCUGGGAGGAAAGGGGAGACAAAAGAUUUGAAAAACCAGGUCGAAAAGAUCCAGUUGAUGCUGCUACAGCCCACUUCCAGCUGAAUCACAUUAGGGCCAACUACGAGGAUGUGGGGCCCGUCCCGGGCAGGAAGCAUGACUUCACGCGCUCCGAGAGCGAGAACUGGCGCGUUUCCCGCGAGGAGCAGAACGGCGAGGACGAUGAGGGCGGCUGGCGACUGGCGGGAUCGCGGAGGGACAAUGACAGGUGGUGCCCCCCCAGCCCAGAAGGCCCGCGUUCGGCAGGCUGGGACCAGCGGAGGUGCUUCCCGUUCGACGGGCGCGAGGAGGAGCGCGGGUACCGGCGGGCCCUGGAGGACGAGCGAGACAGCCUGCCCGAGUGGUGCCUGGACGACGCCGAGGAGGAGACGGGAACCUUCGACUCCUCCGGGGCCUUCCUCUCCCUCAAGGGCAGGGGCACGGACCUCUCCAGCCUCCCACAGAUUAAGAAAGCUCCCAAGGAGCCAAUCCUGGAGGAGGCGGAGCUGGACUUCCGGCCGGCGGAGGAUUGCGAGCCGCACAUCGAUCCAGACGAGACCAAAGAAACGGACACCCCCGCUGGGAUGGAGGCGGACGGGAAGGAGGACUCUGGGAAGGCGGAGGAAGAGGCGGCCCCUCCCCCGUCGUCGUCGCCCCCAUGCCCAGCAGAACCCCAGCUCCAGCUGGCCCUGCACUCUCCUCAGCCCAACGGCGAGGACACAGCUCCCGCCCCCGAGGCGUGGCCGGAGCCCAGUAAAGCCCCGCCCUCCAUCGCCCCUCCCGCCAGCACAGCCACACAGCAGCAGCAGCAGGUUCGCCCCUCCCUCCCGGAAGCCGUGGCCCCAACGAUUGCCACCGCACAGCUACGGCGGCCCCCAGACACGCCCCAGCUGGUCCCCGGGCCCCUGGCGUUUCCGGCGGGCAUCAUGGCUCCCGUCGGGCAGCCGGAGGCCUCGCCGCAGGACUUGGACGACGAUGAGGGACUGAAGCACUUUGAGCAAGAAGCGGAGAAGAUGGUGGCAUACCUCCAGGAGGACGACAAGCUCUCCGCCCAGGGCCUGGAGCCCGCCAAGCCCACGGCCCUCCCGCUCUCCCACGAGGCUGCGCUCAAGUGGUUCUACAAAGACCCUCAGGGAGAGAUGCAGGGACCCUUCUCCAACCAGGAGAUGAUGGAGUGGUUCCAGGCGGGGUACUUCACCAUGACCCUGCUGGUUAAACGGGGGUGUGACGAGCUCUUCCAGCCCCUCGGCGACCUCAUCAAGAUGUGGGGGCGGGUCCCUUUCACGCCUGGCCCCUCCCCCUCGCCCAUGCUGAAUGAAACGCAUGCAGCCUGUGUGGUUGGGGCGGCCUGUAGCAUAGUGGUUAAGGGGGACGUGGACCAGGAGAGGCUGAAGAGACAGCAGGAGCUCACCGCCCUCAACCUGUACCAGCUGCAGCAGCUGCAGUACCAGUACCUCCUCAGGCAGCAGUAUGCACAGGCCCUGGCCCAGCAGCAGAAGGCUGCCACCCUGGGGGCCCCUCAGCAACAGCAACAGCAGCAGCAGCACCUCAACCUCCUGCUGCAGCAGUACCAGGCCCUCAAGAUGAGGUCGUCUGAACCUAGCCUGGUUCCGCCCGUGACCCGGUCCAUGUCCGUACCCGACUCGGGUUCGGUUUGGGAACUGCAGAACCCGUCGUCUCAGGCCUCGGCUUCCCCCACCUUACCCCACGUGACCCGCAAUGCGUGGGAAGGGGGCAGCGUGUGGGAUCUGCCCGGGGAUUCCAUGGCACAGGCUCCUUCCCUGGAGCAAAUCCAACAGCUAGAGAAGGCCAAAGCCGCGGCGGCAAAGCUGGAGCAGGAGCGCAGGGAGGCGGAGGUGCGGGCGAAGAGGGAGGAAGAGGAGCGUCAGCGUCGGGAGGAGGCGCUCCUGGCCCAGCAGGAGGAAGAGCGUAAACGCAGGGAGGAAGAGGAGCUUGCUCGACGGCAGCAGGAGGAGGCGCUGAAGCUGCAGCAGGAGCAGGAGGAGGCGCUGCGCAGGCAGAAGGAGGAGGAGGAAGAGGAGGCGCGCCGGCUGCAGGAGAGGAAGAGGAGGGAAGAGGAAGAGCGGAGGCAAAGGGAAGAGCUGCUACGCAAGCAGGAGGAGGAGCGCAGGAAGCAGGAGGAGCUGGACGCUCUGCGCCGGCAGGAGGAGGAGGCGCGGCAGGAGGAGGAGGCGCGGCUGCAGCAGCAGGAGGAGCAGAAGAGGCGGGAGCAGGAGCUGCAGAGGCAGAGACAGCAGGAGGCGCUGCGGAGGCUACAGCAGCAGCAGCAGCAGCAGCAGCUGGCCCAGAUGAAGCUCCCGUCUUCCUCCAAGUGGGGCCAGCAGGCUGCCACCUCCCUGCCCCUGAGCCAGGCCCAGAACGCGCUGUCUCUGGCCGAGAUCCAGAAGCUGGAGGAGGAGAGGGAGCGACAAGCCCUGGAGGAGAGGCGGCAGCAGCAGGAGCUGAUGAGAGCCAUCCAGCAGCAGCAGCAGCAGCAGCAGCAGCAGCAGACCCAGGCCCAGGCCCAGUCUCGCCUCCCCGGCUGGGGCAGCGGCGCCCGCCAGCCCCCCGCCACGCCCAAGUCCCUGCUGGAGAUCCAGCGGGAGGAGGCCCAGCAGAUGAAGCAGAGGAAGGAGGCUCCGCCGUCAGGCUGUCCCCAGCCCAGCCGCACCAGCAGCAGCAGUCACUCCGUGUGGGGGUCGGUGAGCAGCGGCAGCCCGCAGUGGGGCUCGGACGCCGGGAACAUCUGGAGCAGCCCGGCCGACGCCAGCAACGCCAACCUGGGCUUCUGGGACGAGGCAGUGAAGGAGGCGGCGACCACCCCUCUGCAGAAAAACACCGCCAAGAAGAACAAGAGCAACGCCAACGCUAGCCACUCCUCGAGCAGCCGGGCCAAUAAGAAGGUGGAGGAGGAAGUGAAGCUGCUGAAGCUGUUCCAGGGGCUGAAUCAGGCUCAGGACGGGUUCACACAGUGGUGUGAGCAGACCCUGCAUACGCUCAACACCGCGAACAACCUGGAUGUGCCCACGUUCACGUCGUUUCUGAAAGAGGUGGAGUCGCCGUACGAGGUGCAUGACUAUGUCAGAGCCUACCUCGGAGACACGCCCGAAUCCAAGGAAUUCGCCAAGGACUUUCUGGAGCGCCGUGCCAAUCAGAACGCCAACCACCAGAAAGCACAGGCACAGCCACAGCCACAGGCACAGCCACAACCGCUAACGCAGCCCGCGCGGCAAACGCCCCAGCAGAAACCGCAGCAGCAGCAGCAGCAGCAGCAGCCGGAUUCGGUGUGGGGCGGGAACCAGCCAGGCAAUCAGUCAAUUUUCCAGUCCAAUCACAGCAGCCUGCAGCAGGCCCGCUUUGAGACGGUCACAUCAGGGAAGAAGAAGAAGAAGCAGAAGAUGGUACGAGCUGACCCCAGCCUGCUAGGUUUUUCUGUUAACGCCUCAUCAGAAAGGUUGAACAUGGGGGAGAUCGAGACGGUGGAGGACUUUUGAGGCGGUGGGACGGGACUGGUGUCAACCCCGCCCGAAUAUCUGUGCUCCCAGACAGCUGCCACGUCGUCCUAUCACCUGUUGUUUUUUUGUUUUUUUUGGAUCUUUUUAUGUUUUUAUUCCUCCCCACUUUUAUUUUAUUUUUUAAGUUCAUUGUCUGGAGGGGGAUGCAACCGCUCCACCCCCAGUCAAAAGGGCCUACCACAACCGCCGUGUUUUCGGUGAAGUGACAAUAGGAACCAGUCGGAGGCAAACUUGACUGAAGCUGUGGUGAGGAUGGACAACUGCUGGCUUCAGCUCCCGGGGGUCGUUAAACGCGGUUCUCCUGGAAGGUCAAAACCUACUCCCCCGUCUCAAAGGGACGUUAACAGGCAGGGCCAGGGUUUCAACACACGGUGGGGAGGGGUAGUGGAGUCGACUUCCCUUUUUUUGGGAGUAGCAGAGUGCGGUGUGAUCAGUUUGGACAUGGGGUGGAAGAGUCUAGAAGAAGGAAGAACGC